AUGCCGCACGAAGAGAAGGACCACCCCGAUGUAGAGGCGUGCAGUGAGAGUCAACAUGAUGAUUCCGAACAAGGCCCAACAUCUGCUUUUCAGCAAUUGGCUAUACUAGAUCGCUUCCUUGCGGUCUGGAUCUUCCUUGCCAUGGCUGUCGGUAUCAUUUUAGGGAACUUUGUUCCUAAUACGAGCAAAGCGCUGGAGAGGGGGAAGUUUGUAGGCGUUUCUGUGCCUAUUGCUAUCGGUCUCUUGGUCAUGAUGUAUCCCAUCCUGUGUAAAGUGAGGUUUGAGACGCUCCAUCGGUCAUUCCGGGAGAAAGGACUCUGGGUCCAGGUCGGAUUCAGCAUCGUCGUCAAUUGGAUUAUAGCUCCAUUUUUCAUGCUUGGUUUGGCCUGGGCCUUUCUCCCUGACGAAAGAGGUCUUCGAGAGGGCCUGAUCCUUGUGGGUAUCGCUCGAUGUAUUGCCAUGGUCCUUGUCUGGACAGGACUAGCAGGAGGUGAUGGAGAAUACUGCGCAAUUUUGGUGGCCAUUAACUCGAUCUUGCAAAUGGUGCUCUUUGCACCCCUCGCGACCUUUUUCAUCCGCGUUAUUGGCGGAGUGAACCACGGUCUAACAAUCGACUAUUCGCUGGCCGCAAAAAGCGUCGGCGUAUUCCUUGGUAUCCCCUUGGGAGCAGCCAUCGUCACUCGUCUCUGUCUCAGGUUCCUGAUCAGCAGGGAGUGGUACGAUAAGCAUUUUCUGAAAUGGAUCAGCCCACUGUCCUUGAUCGGUCUGCUUUUCACCAUCUUGGUUCUAUUUGCGUCGCAGGGACAACAUGUGGUCCACCAGAUCGUAUCUGUUAUCCGGGUGGCGGCUCCUUUGGUUGUCUACUUUGCUGUUAUUUUUGGUGUCACUCUUGCCGUAACACGGCGCUGCGGUUUCGGGUACAGGUUGUCUUGCACGCAAAGUUUCACUGCUGCCAGCAACAACUUUGAACUCGCUAUCGCGGUCGCAAUAGCAACAUUUGGCGUAGACAGUGACCAGGCUUUGGCUGCAACGGUUGGGCCCCUCAUUGAGGUCCCGGUGCUUCUAGGAUUAGUAUAUGUGGUCAAGUGGGUUGCAAGAAGACAGAAGUGGACCCCUUAG
Messenger RNA from Aspergillus welwitschiae, 1119 nucleotides. RefSeq names its product arsenic resistance protein. Bases 1 to 1119 code for a protein of 372 amino acids. The transcript has 4 exons. Gene Ontology annotation, biological process: antimonite transmembrane transport; arsenite transport. Gene Ontology annotation, cellular component: plasma membrane. Lineage: Eukaryota; Fungi; Ascomycota; Eurotiomycetes; Eurotiales; Aspergillaceae. Gene Ontology annotation, molecular function: antimonite transmembrane transporter activity; antiporter activity; arsenite transmembrane transporter activity. The record is from RefSeq and is a predicted model, not a curated record.